GAGAUACCGGGUCCCCAACCCCCCAUUCUUUCCUGCGGGGUGUAUGCCCCCGGCCCUCCAUCCUCACUGCACCCCUCCAGGGGCGCCUCCUCUGACAGUCUUGGGCUUCAGCCCCGUUAUGUAAUCAGACCGUGGGCCUGUUUGGAAUCUUAGCCAGCAUCAGAAGAAAAUGAUGAGGAAGCAUGAAAAGCAAAAAGGUGGCAAAGAACACUCAGAAAAUCCUGGCGCAGAGCAAAUGAAAAUCAUGACCAAACACUUUACAUGUUAAAAAAAGAAAAGCCAGCCGCCUCCAUCAAGAACCCGAGUGCUCCGGGGAGACAUGGCAGGCCGGAGGGACAGAGACCCAGGCUCAGGCACGGAGGUGAAGGGAAAUGAAAACUAUCAAAGAAAUGAAAGCAAAUUAAAAGUGCGCAGGCAACGGGAGUGGCGUGGGUGAGCCGCGUGAAUGAAGGAGCUAGCAGGGUCGGGGGGGGGUCUGGAUGAAAAGUCCAACUCCCUAAAGAAGGAAACCAAUAAAAAAAAAUUUAAGAUAUAAAUCAGGGAAAGUUCCCAGAAAUGAGAGAACUCGAAGCUGCAGUUAGAAGGACACGCUGUACCGGGAAGAGUGACUGCGGGGCAGGCAGAGAUUGUUGCUCCCGACCUUCACAUGCGCAGCGUUAUCUGGCCAGGACGCAGCUUCUCAAAGGGGGGUGUUGGCUGCUCCCCAGCAUGGGACAGUACGUUUGACCCAAAGAGUCUAUACGGAAUGAAAGGUCUUUUUAAAUUAAAAGGCCAAGCAUGCUUUUAAAUGGAAGAAAUCGAGAAAGAAUAUUCUCCCGAGUCCUUCUGAGGAAUCCAACCAAGGACUAGCUUCAGGCCACCACGAGGAAGCAGUAACUGAUGUGCAGUUUGGCCCCAUGAGAUUUCACCCAGAUCAACUCCAGGUACUUUUAGUGUUUACCAAGGAAGACAGCCAGUGUAACGGGUUCUGGAGGGCGUGUGAAAAGGCAGGGUUUACGUGCACGGUGGCCAAGGAGGCGCAGGCUGCCCUGGCCUGUUUCCGGGACAGACACCACGACAUCGUCAUCAUAGACCACAGGAACCCCCGGCAGCUGGACGCGGAGGCGCUGUGCAGGUCCAUCAGGUCGUCGAAGUUCUCAGAAAACACCGUCAUCGUCGGCGUGGUACGCAGGACCGAUCGAGAAGAGGCCUGCGUGCUGCCCCUCCUGGCUGCCGGCUUUACACGGCGCUAUGUGGAGAGCCCCAGCCUCAUGGCCUGUUACAACGAGCUGCGCCAGCUGGAGCUCGGGGAGGUGCGGUCUCAGCUGAAACUCAGGGCCUGUAACUCGAUAUUUACCGCAUUAGACAAAAGCCAGGAGGCGAUUGACAUUACCAGUGAAGACAACGUGAUACAGUAUGCAAACCCUGCGUUUGAAACCACAAUGGGCUGUCAGUCGGGUGAACUAAUAGGGAAGAAGUUGGCAGAGGUGCCGAUAAAUGAAAAGAAGGCCGACUUGCUCAACACCAUAAACUCCUACAUCAGGAUAGGCAAGGAAUGGCAGGGCAUUCACUAUGCCAAGAGGAAGAACGGGGAUAAUGUAAAGCAGAAUGUGAAGAUAAUACCUGUCGUCGGACAGGGAGGAAAAAUUAGACACUAUGUGUCCAUUAUCAGAAUGUGCAACGGCAGCACUAAGGCUGAGAAAAUAACUGAAUGUGUUCAGUCUGACAGUCACACAGAGCACACGCCCGGCAAGCACAAGGACAGGAGGAAGAGCUCGCUGGACGUCAAGGCCGUUGGCUCUCGAGCAAGCGAAGCCGGCACCCCGCGACGCCACUCGUCCAUUGCCCGCAUCCACUCCAUGACCAUCGAGGCGCCCAUCACCAAGGUGAUCAACAUCAUCAGCGCGGCCCAGGAGAGCAGCCCCAUGCCCGUGACAGAGGCGCUGGACCGGGUGCUGGAGAUCCUGAGGACCACCGAGCUGUACUCCCCGCAGUUCGGGGCCAAGGAGGACGACCCUCACGCCAGUGACCUCGUGGGGGGCCUCGUGUCGGAUGGGUUACGAAGACUGUCGGGGAACGAGCACUUCCUCUCAACGAAGAACGCCCGCCUCGCGGGCCUGCAGCACCUCGCUGGCGCCGUCCUCGCCCCGCUCUCCCCGCACGACGACAUCCCGCCACCCAUCGCUCGGGCCAUGGAAAACGAGGGGUGCUGGGACUUCAAUAUUUUUGAGCUGGAGACCGUCACCCAUAAAAGGCCUUUGGUUUAUCUUGGCCUCAAAACAUUUGCCCGGUUCAGAGUCUGCGAAUUCCUGAACUGCUCGGAGGCCACGCUGAGGUCGUGGUUACAAAUUAUCGAAACAAACUACCAUUCCUCCAACCCCUACCACAACUCCACCCAUUCUGCCGACGUGCUGCACGCCACUGCCUACUUUCUCUGCAAAGAGAGGAUAAAGCAAACUUUAGACCCCGUCGACGAGGCCGCCGCCCUCAUCGCCGCCACCAUCCACGACGUGGACCACCCCGGCAGGACCAACUCCUUCCUGUGCAACGCGGGCAGCCCGCUGGCCGUGCUCUACAACGACACCGCCGUGCUGGAGAGCCACCACGCGGCCCUGGCCUUCCGGCUGACCAUGGGCGACGACCAGUGCAACAUCUUCAAGAACAUGGAGCGGAACGAGUACCGGGCGCUGCGCCAGGGCAUCAUCGACAUGGUGCUGGCCACGGAGAUGACCAGGCACUUCGAGCACGUCAGCAAGUUCGUCAACAGCAUCAACAAGCCCUUGGCGGCGCUGGAGAAGGACGGGGACACGCGCGAGGGGCAGGAAGCCGUGACCGCCAUGCUCAGGACGCCCGAGAACCGGGCACUGGUCAGGCGCAUGCUGAUCAAGUGCGCCGACGUGGCCAACCCCUGCCGGCCCCUGGAGCAGUGCGUCGAGUGGGCCGCCCGCAUCUCCGAGGAGUACUUCGCACAGACAGACGAGGAGAAGCUGCGGGGCUUGCCCGUGGUGAUGCCCGUCUUCGACCGCAGCACCUGCAGCAUCCCCCGGUCCCAGAUCUCCUUCAUCGACUACUUCAUCACGGACAUGUUCGAUGCCUGGGACGCCUUUGUGGACCUGCCCGACCUGAUGCGGCACCUGGACCACAACUUUAAGUACUGGAAGAGACUGGAUGACAUGAAGCUGCGGAGCCUCCGGCCGCCCCCCGAAUAGUGCCGCGCCCCGGCCCGCGCGGUCGCUGGGCCU
Molecule: messenger RNA, 3221 nt
Organism: Talpa occidentalis (Iberian mole)
Lineage: Eukaryota; Metazoa; Chordata; Mammalia; Eulipotyphla; Talpidae
Gene: PDE8A
Product: phosphodiesterase 8A
Exons: 22
Coding region: 897-3188 (763 amino acids)
Biological process (GO): positive regulation of ERK1 and ERK2 cascade; signal transduction; regulation of DNA-templated transcription
Molecular function (GO): 3',5'-cyclic-AMP phosphodiesterase activity
Source: RefSeq, a predicted model, not a curated record